GAUCAAAAUAUAUGUAUCGCAUCAAUCAAAUUUUAUUUGUUUGCGUUUUUAAACAAAAUGAAUAAAUCAUUAUUUGUUUAAGUAAUGACAUAUAGUUUUUUAUUGCUAAUCAUUUUCUUGCCAGAUUGUUGGCAAUGCUUUUAUUCUCUAUAUAUCUGAUCAUAUAUGAUCACAAGAUAAAUAUAUUUGUACAAAAAAUAUACAGCUUUCUCUAUUAAUGUAUUCUGCUAUUUCCUUCAAAAUAUUGAGCUGGAUUGAGGUGGAUUAUAAACAAACAAUCAACAACAAAUGAGCAUGACUAGCGACCAGUCUUGACGAGGUACUUUCACUGCGUCUAUGAUGACAAGCUAUUUCCAUGUUUUAUAUUGUUUCGCAAGACGAUUUCCGGCGGAAUAACGGAAAGGAAGAGGAGUUUCUCCCUCCAUAUGUGCCAAACGAUCCAUGGAAUGAUUCUCACUCGUUAGAAGUACUCCGUCCUCGCCGUGAGGAGAUGUCAGUUCCGUCGACCAUCUGCUGCAGUGAUCAAUUUGCGACAGUGACCCGCGCUUUUCUGGUGACAAAUAGUGAUUUGCACAUUUAAACGUCAUCACGAAAGUUCAAUUAACUUUUUUUUCUGGAAACACGAUGUCAUGAAGAUAUUGUGGACAACUUGCCAGUGCGCUUACGUGACUUCACAUGAAUUGGAACAUCUUCCGCUUCUCGAAACGCAGGUCUUUCGAUGUGAAAGCGACGUGAUAUCACGCACCGCUCUUACUUGGGAUGCCUACGAAAAUGGACUCGAACAUUAUAUAACGUACAACAAAUAAUACUUUGUAUUCCCAUCGCGUUAUAAGGAAUGUGCCAAAGUAAAUGAUUGAAAAAGUCGUAGAGCUCUAAUAAAAUUUAACUUUUUUAUUUUCUCUAUAGUAUCUAUUAUAUUCACGGAACGAGGCCAAAUGUUUAGUUUCUAAAGCCUUUGGUUUGUUAAAACUGUUGCAAAUCAGGUUGAUGUUGCAAGUAACUUUUUAUCGUGAUUUACGAAAAUCAUACAAUUUAGAAGUACAGUUCUUAUUAAUUUACAAACACACAAACAACAUUAUCUGGAAAACUUGAAAGGAGGGAAACUCUUCUUUGAGAAUAAAAGCAGCAUGAGUAUUCCAACACAAUAUUGCUUCUAAUAUGCUACAAGACAUUAUUACAGUCUACAUGAAAGGGAGAGGGAAAAUGUGGAAGGGGUCCCUUUCUCCACAAGAUGUAUAACUGGAAACCAGUUUCUUGCUGCUACAGUAGGUCCAUGUGCACUGCACUUAGUACGAGCGCGACUUACCGAGAGUACGUCACGCGGCAAUCUCUUCUCUCUGGUAAUCUGGCUCUCUGACAGGAUCACGCUCUGAAUUCCAUCCUUACUUUGUGCGUGUCAGCGCAUCCUCAUUGCAACUACGGCACUUAUAAUCGAAUCACUGUCAACUAUUCAUACCGGAGUGUUCUGAUGUCGAGAUAAAGGAGUCAAGAUGACAAAGAAUUUACCAAGUGAUGCUGCUGUGGAAGAUGUGGUGGAGAAACGGUUACGUAUUCUUCUUAAAGAAGGUGCCGAAACACCAAUGAGUUUCGAAUGGAUCAAACCGGAACUUCCACCAUUCUACGAUGAAAAGAAGUUUCGGCUCGGUCAGCAAACCUUUUAUAAUAAUGUAUUCUCGAUGAUGAUUGCGAAACUUUGCGGUCUGGUAUCUCUCCUGUCCAUUCCGACCAUAUUAGAUGUAAUUAUGUUCACCAAACAAAGUGGCACUCCUUGUUUGGCAUAUCGUAGAUACGCAUCGACGAUUCUUCAUACAUUUGUAUGGCACGAAAAGAAUCCCAAUGAAAAACCCAACAAAUUCUUGGAAUCAUUGAAAAUUGUGCGGAGAAAGCAUUGCGUCGCAUUCAAAAGAAGCACCGAGGCUAAUGUUCACAGACCAACACAAUUAGAUAUGGCACUCGCUCAAUUCGGAUUUGUGGGAUUCACAAUGGUAAAUGGCGAUUACCUGGGAGUGAGUACCACUGACGAGGAAAUGGAAGGUGUAGUGCAUCUCUGGAGGGUAAUUGGAAGCAUGCUUGGGAUGGACGACAAAUUUAAUCUUUGCACGGGAACAGUUGAAGAGUGUCGCCUUCUUUGCCGAAGAGUAUUAGAAGAGGUGUUUCUGCCAUCCAUGGCAAAAAAGAAUAAACAUCUUGAUGAGAUGGGCCGUGUGAUGCUGGAGUCUCUCUGGCCUAUCAAUUUUAACAUCGAACCAAUAGCGUUCACUACAUUUACAUAUCACUUGGCCUCUUUAUCUGCAAUUAACAACAAUCAUUUUAUUAAAAUAGAUACUUCGAAUAUGCCGUUUUACAGCUGGUACUUGUUCACACUUCAAGACUUCGUACUUAAAUACUUAAUGCGACCUAAUGCUUGGUGGUCUCCAGUUUUCCGUGCAUUCUUUAAUGGCCUAAUGCGAUUUUCGAUUAUCAUAUUACAAAACUAUUCUUUACCUGCUUAUUGGCGCUUUGGAAAGGAAUAUGCAUAUAUUAAUAUCUUCCACAAACAUUUUGAUUGAAUAUUCAGUCAAAACUACAGAAGAAAUAUCAAUUUAAAAAAAAUUACAAAAGAUUACCAGAGACAGUGGAGAUAGAAACCAUGUAUGAUAUGGUCAUGCGUGCAUAAAUAUUUUAUGUGCAUGUAUAGGGUAAUGAUAAAGCGAGUUUUACUGAAAAAUUAUAGCUAUCCAUUUUUAAAUGUUCUAUAUUUUAUAAAUAUUUAUAAAUUAUGUUUGUUAAAGAUAUUAACACAGGGAAAUAAAUUAGUAUUACAAGAACCAUAAUCAAACAUAAAAGAGAAAUGUAAAUAUUCAUGUUGCAUAUUCUUGCAAAAAUAAAUAGUAUAUUAAAAAUAUAUCUUACAACUUUAUGAACAAUGUUUUUGUUAUACGUAAUUAGACUUGUAUAACGAUACAAUUGUUAUAGUUUUAUACAUAUAAUUGAUGUGCCUUAGGUACAGCAGUUUAGUAAACCAGAUCAAAUUAGAAUAUUUAACAUGAAUAUGUAGUACCUGAAGAUGAAAACAAUAUUUGACUACGGUAUAUUUAGUUGUAUUAAUCAUAAAAUUAAAAUAUUUUUCAAACAACGUAAAUAUUCAGAGGAAAUUAUUUACUACAUAUUUUUAUGUUGUUUGAAUGAUACAAUUUGUUAAUAUAUAUUACAUUGAUCUUAAAUAUCAAAAUAGCAGGAUAUCGAUAACAGCAAGCGAAGACAAAGAUGGAUCAUCAACGUUAAACGUGCUUUACGUUGUAUGUUUUAUAUUUUAUAGGACCAUAUAACCAUAAAUUUCUUUCUAAAAUAUCCAGAACAUUAUCCCGUUAUAGCGAUGCCUGCCGGUAAGUAUUCGUUUCCACCAUCCACAAAACGGAAGGUCAAACUUUGAUGAUCUUAAAGUUGGUCUUGACUCUGUCAAUCACACGGUUGAUGUUAAUCUAACUCUAAAUAUUAGAGUUAAGUAUUUAUUAAAAAAAUAUUAGGUUGCAUUAUUAAGCACUGUUUUAAGACGGUAUAUUUCGCGUGCUGCAUUAUAUGCAAGCUAGAUUGAAAAUUUUACCUGCUGCAUAAUGCGUUUAAUAAUAAUUUAUUGUAAAUUUAGGACAUUAUCAACAAGACAAACCUUUUGUAUUCAUGUAUAUAUCUAUCUAUAAGUAACAAAUUUAUAAUGUAUUAUUUUUUCGUUGAAUAAAAUUUCUUUUUU
Molecule: messenger RNA, 3727 nt
Organism: Ooceraea biroi (clonal raider ant)
Lineage: Eukaryota; Metazoa; Arthropoda; Insecta; Hymenoptera; Formicidae
Source: RefSeq, a predicted model, not a curated record